CAUAGAUUUAUAGAUAGAUUUAUACAUCGACUGUAUAAAUCAAGAUCCAGACCAGAGGCGAAGGGAACACAACUGUGUGCAGGCAACAUGACCUCGUUAACCUGGAGACUGCUUUGUUUCAUUUGCCUCCUGGCGCCUGGAACUGUGGGAACUUCCACACAGUUUGGGUCACGCAGCCGGCAGAUCCACUCAAUACGUCCUUCAAUCCCACGAGUAUCCUUGCAGGUCUCUCCAAGAGUCCAUCAGCGCUUUGAAGAGAUCAAAUCUAUUGAACCGAGAUUUGAAGAAGAUCCGAUUGCUGAAAGUUUCCUAGAGGUCCAGCAGCCGGGUGCUCAGUCAGCACGAAGGUCCCAGCAGCAGCAGGGGGCCCGGGCCGGGGCCAACAGCUACCUGCAGGAGAGACAGGGAGCAGACAAUGGAGCAACAAGUUCCAACUGCAAAAAUCGUCCUAUAGACCUGGUCUUCAUUAUAGACAGCUCCCGCAGUGUACGCCCUUCUGAGUUUGAAAAGGCCAAGGAGUUCCUGCAACACAUGGUGGAGAGCAUGGCGAUCGGCUCAGAUGCCACACGAGUCGGCCUUGUCAAUUAUGCCAGCACGGUGAAGAUCGAGUUUCUUCUGAAGACGUAUUUUUCGAAGUCAGCCAUGAAGCAGGCACUGGCACAAGUCGAGCCUCUCGCUUCAGGCACCAUGACAGGAUUAGCCAUCAAGACUACCAUGGAGAAAGCUUUCACUGUGGAAGCAGGAGCCCGAACUGGCUCCGCGAACAUCGCCAAAGUAGCCAUUAUCGUGACGGAUGGGAGGCCCCAGGAUAAGGUGGAGGAAAUAUCAGCCGCAGCUCGGGCAUCUGGGAUUGAGAUCUAUGCAGUGGGAGUAGACAGAGCCGAUAUGAUGUCCCUGCGCCUCAUGGCUAGCCAGCCACACGAUGACCAUGUAUUCUACGUGGAGACCUAUGGUGUCAUUGAGAAGCUCACUUUAAAAUUUAGGGAAACCUUGUGUGGUAAGGAUGAUAAUGAUGGGAGUGCGGAUAUACCAGUAGAUGACCUAAUUGAUGAUUAUGGACUAGGUGGCAGGAAAGACGGUAAAGGAAACAAGGGUUUGGAUGCAUGUGCUCAGGGAAACAAUUGCCAACAUCUGUGUGUCAACAAUGGCAACUCGUACAACUGCAAGUGUCGCGAGGGCUACGUCUUGAACCCGGACAAGAAAACAUGCGCACAUAUGGAUUCAUGUUCCCAAAGACAUGACUGCGAACACAUUUGUGUCAGCACUGAUGAUUCCUACAUCUGCAAAUGUGAAAUGGGAUAUAUUUUGAAUGCAGACCAGAAAACAUGUUCACGUUCUGAUCCAUGUGCUAAUGGUCAUGAUUGCCAGCACUUAUGUGUAAACAGUGAUAAGUCAUAUAUCUGCAUGUGUCUGGUGGGAUAUGUCUUGAAUCCAGACAAGAAAACAUGCUCACGUUCAGACACAUGUGCCCAGGGACAUGACUGCCAGCAUGUUUGUGUCAGCACUGAUGACUCGUUUGUCUGCAAGUGUCGAAUGGGAUAUGUGUUGAACGCAGACCAGAAAACAUGCUCACGUUUAGAUACUUGUACCCAAGGACAUGACUGCCAACAUAUUUGCAUUAACAAUGGUUCAUCGUACAUCUGCAAAUGUCAAGUGAGAUACGUGUUGAAUGCAGAUCAGAAAACAUGCUCACGUUCUGAUGCAUGUACCCAGGGACAUGAGUGCCAACAUAUUUGUUUGAAAAAUGGCGAUUCUUACUAUUGCAUGUGUCAUGAGGGAUAUGUGUUGAACGCAGACCAGAACACCUGCUCACGUUCGAAUACAUGUGCCCAGGGACAUGACUGCCAGCAUAUUUGUGUCAAAAAUGGUGAUUCUCACCUUUGCACAUGUCAUGAUGGAUAUGUUUUGAAUGGGGACCAGAAAACGUGCUCAAGUUCUGAUCCAUGUGCUAAUGGUCAUGAUUGCCAGCACUUAUGUGUAAACAGUGAUAAGUCAUAUAUCUGCAUGUGUCUGGUGGGAUAUGUCUUGAAUCCAGACAAGAAAACAUGCUCACGUUCAGACACAUGUGCCCAGGGACAUGACUGCCAACAUGUUUGUGUCAGCACUGAUGACUCGUUUGUCUGCAAGUGUCGAAUGGGAUAUGUGUUGAACGCAGACCAGAAAACAUGCUCACGUUCAUCUUCGGAUGCAUGUCCCCAGGGACACAAUUGCCAGCACAUUUGUGCCAAAAAUGGGAACUCUUACAUCUGCAAGUGUCGGGUUGGGUACAUCUUGAACAUGGAUCAGAAAACAUGCUCACGUUCAGAUGCAUGUGCUCAGGGGCAUGACUGCCAGCAGAUCUGCAUCAACAAUGGUUCCUCUUACAACUGCAAGUGUGAAGUGGGAUACGUAAUGAAUUCUGACCAGAAAACAUGCUCACAGGAAAUGAGAGGUGAGAUAACUCAAGAUGCCUGCAUGUGUGAAGCUCAGAUUUUGUUCCAGAAAAAAGUGCAGUCCACCAUUCAGGAGCUGAGCAGAAAACUUGAUGAACUUUCAGACAAAGUAACCCUGAUUGAGGGCGAGCAGCAGUAUUGAGAACAGCGGUGAAGACAUGUUCAAGACUAGCAAUGAAUCCAAUAAUUUUUAACCUGCAGAAAUCCUCUGUAACCCUUACAAAAUGUCUUAAGAUGCUUUAUAUUAUAAACAUUUAUUUUGCAUUCACAAUGCUGUCUGGUUCUACUUCUGUAAAGUAUGUCAUAACUGGUGUAAAUGUUUAAAUAUCCAUGUAUAUUUUUGAGAAAGCUACAAUUCCUCAUGGCAGUGUAAGCCAGUGAGUUGAGACUUAAACCAAGAUAUUUAGGGAAGUAAUAGUUUAAAGUUUCCUUUCAUUAUGAAUAGUAGGAUGGUGUUUUUUGUUGAAAUGUUUAGUGUGGUGUAUCAACUCCUCUGAGAAAAUGUCUUGGUAGAACAAACUAUAAUGUUAACACAACAACUAAUCUCUCAUACAACAAGAGUAUUGUUGUUACCCCUCUGAUUGCAGCAUUAUUAUACAAAGAAUAAAUCCUUAUCCAAUUGGAUCGUGGCAUUGUUAGAUCACAUUAAAUUACUAAAAUACUUUUCGUAGAACCUGAAAUGUUGCAACUAUUGUGCGGUGUUAAUUGGUUAUUAGUGUUUUGUUUGUAACAGACAGGAUUAAUUGUUUAAUGGGGAGACGGAACACUGUUCAUGGAGUUCAAAUGUUUUCUGGCUGCUUCAAAACUUUGCACCCUUGACAAGUUGGCAGUGAGCUGUCCUGGAGAUUUAAGUCAAGCUCCAUUUCACAUCCAACUAAAAGAUUAAUUCACUGCUCAAUUUCUUCAUCAUAAAAACAUGUGAAACAAAUUGAAGAGAUUAUUUGUGUAGCAAGCCACUUUGUGUACAUUGACAGUUAGGUAUGUUAUGGUGUUUUUGUGACAACAUGUCUAUAUAAGUGCCUGCACAUGGAAAUUAAAUAUUCUGAAAUAAUCGACCCCGUAA
Molecule: messenger RNA, 3495 nt
Organism: Gymnodraco acuticeps
Lineage: Eukaryota; Metazoa; Chordata; Actinopteri; Perciformes; Bathydraconidae
Product: matrilin-3-like
Exons: 15
Coding region: 88-2574 (828 amino acids)
Molecular function (GO): calcium ion binding; protein binding
Source: RefSeq, a predicted model, not a curated record